Messenger RNA from Ailuropoda melanoleuca (giant panda), 2793 nucleotides. It is a transcript of the gene PRPF3, whose product is annotated as pre-mRNA processing factor 3. Bases 742 to 2793 code for a protein of 683 amino acids. Gene Ontology annotation, biological process: mRNA splicing, via spliceosome. The transcript has 17 exons. Gene Ontology annotation, cellular component: U4/U6 x U5 tri-snRNP complex. The record is from RefSeq and is a predicted model, not a curated record. NCBI's taxonomy places the organism in Eukaryota, Metazoa, Chordata, Mammalia, Carnivora, Ursidae.
CUCAGAGGAUGCCUGGCACAUAAUAGUAGGCAGUCAACAAGUAUUACGUCAGUGAAUGAAUGAAACAAUAAAUAUUAGGCACAGAUCGGGGGGCUGCUAUCUUCAGAGUCCUCCUGUGUUCGUCAUUUUUCUUGGUGGUCUCUGGCACCACGCUUAAGGGAGAAAGAUUAAAGAGGGGUGGCUAAUGCUAGCAACAAACGAUUCUCAGAUGGUUUAGUUUCUACCAGAUAGGCUCGUUUAACCCGAACGCAGAAGCUCCGCUUUUAGCGCAUUUAUUCGCACUACGAGUACAGCAAGCAGCCCAAUUUCUGCUUCAGGCAACAUUAACUUCGCAGUAAUCUAGUUACCAGAUUUCGCGGGAGAAACCUAAAGAAGUAGGAACUUUCAUGCGCAAACUUUACAGCUCCGGCACGCAUGCGCUUCGCCGAGGAGAAAGUGGUUACUACGGCUGCGCGAACCGGUGGCCCGGCCCUUCCCCGUCACAUGUCGGGGGACCGCGGCGUGGCGGCGGCUGUGGCGGUAGCGACGGCAGGCCGUAGGGCGAUCGGAGGGUUUCCGGUUCCGGUGUAACGUUCGGGCUCCGUCUCAGGGGCUGAAGUUUGUGAGGAGAAAAGAUGUCUUAAAACAUCUUGAAAGAUUGACUCCCAGAGACCCUGAUUUAUAGCACUGCUGGAAGGAAGUUUGCUUGGAAAUUGAGGUGCAGUACUGAAUCCAUUUGAGCUACGCUCCCUUUCCUGAAGAAUGGCACUGUCUAAGAGGGAGCUGGAUGAGCUGAAACCAUGGAUAGAGAAGACAGUGAAGAGGGUGCUGGGCUUCUCAGAGCCCACAGUGGUCACAGCAGCACUGAACUGUGUGGGGAAGGGCAUGGACAAGAAGAAGGCAGCUGAUCAUCUGAAACCUUUUCUUGAUGAUUCUACUCUCCGAUUUGUGGACAAACUGUUUGAGGCUGUGGAGGAAGGCCGAAGCUCUAGACAUUCCAAGUCUAGCAGUGACAGGAGCAGAAAAAGAGAGCUGAAGGAAGUGUUUGGUGAUGACUCUGAGAUCUCCAAGGAAUCAUCAGGAGUAAAGAAGCGACGGAUACCCCGUUUUGAGGAGGUGGAAGAAGAGCCUGAAGUGAUCCCUGGGCCUCCCUCAGAGAGUCCUGGUAUGCUAACUAAGCUCCAGAUCAAACAGAUGAUGGAGGCAGCUACACGGCAAAUCGAGGAAAGGAAAAAACAGCUGAGCUUCAUCAGCCCCCCCACUCCUCAGCCAAAGACUCCUUCUUCCUCCCAACCAGAGCGGCUUCCAAUUGGCAACACUAUUCAGCCCUCCCAGGCUGCCACUUUCAUGAAUGAUGCCAUUGAGAAGGCAAGGAAGGCAGCUGAACUACAAGCCCGCAUCCAAGCCCAGCUGGCACUGAAGCCAGGGCUCAUUGGCAAUGCCAACAUGGUGGGCCUGGCCAAUCUCCAUGCCAUGGGCAUUGCUCCCCCGAAGGUGGAGUUAAAAGAUCAAACUAAACCUACACCACUGAUUCUCGAUGAGCAAGGUCGCACUGUAGAUGCAACAGGCAAGGAGAUUGAGCUGACACACCGCAUGCCUACUCUGAAGGCCAAUAUUCGUGCUGUGAAAAGGGAACAAUUUAAACAACAGCUAAAAGAAAAGCCAUCAGAAGACAUGGAGUCUAAUACCUUUUUUGACCCCCGAGUCUCAAUUGCCCCUUCCCAGCGCCAGAGACGCACUUUCAAAUUCCAUGACAAGGGCAAAUUUGAGAAGAUUGCCCAACGAUUACGGACAAAGGCUCAACUGGAGAAGCUGCAGGCAGAGAUCUCACAGGCAGCUCGAAAAACAGGCAUCCAUACUUCAACUAGGCUGGCCCUCAUUGCUCCUAAAAAAGAGUUAAAGGAAGGAGAUAUCCCUGAAAUUGAGUGGUGGGACUCUUACAUCAUCCCCAGUGGCUUUGACCUUACAGAGGAAAAUCCCAAGAGGGAAGAUUAUUUUGGAAUCACAAAUCUUGUUGAACAUCCAGCCCAACUCAACCCCCCAGUUGACAAUGACACACCAGUUACUCUGGGGGUAUAUCUUACCAAGAAGGAACAGAAGAAACUCCGAAGGCAAACAAGGAGGGAAGCACAGAAGGAACUACAAGAGAAAGUCAGGCUGGGCCUGAUGCCUCCUCCAGAACCCAAAGUGAGAAUUUCAAAUUUGAUGCGAGUAUUAGGAACAGAAGCUGUUCAAGACCCCACGAAGGUAGAAGCCCAUGUCAGAGCUCAGAUGGCAAAAAGACAGAAAGCGCAUGAAGAAGCCAACGCUGCCCGAAAACUUACAGCAGAACAGAGAAAGGUCAAGAAAAUUAAAAAGCUUAAAGAAGACAUUUCACAGGGGGUACACAUAUCUGUAUAUAGAGUUCGAAAUUUGAGCAACCCAGCCAAGAAGUUCAAGAUUGAGGCCAAUGCUGGGCAACUGUACCUGACAGGGGUGGUGGUACUGCACAAGGAUGUCAACGUGGUAGUAGUGGAAGGGGGCCCCAAGGCCCAGAAGAAGUUUAAGCGUCUUAUGCUGCAUCGGAUAAAAUGGGAUGAACAGACAUCUAACACAAAGGGAGAUGAUGAUGAGGAAUCUGAUGAGGAAGCUGUGAAGAAAACCAACAAAUGUGUACUAGUCUGGGAGGGUACAGCCAAAGACCGGAGCUUUGGGGAGAUGAAGUUCAAACAGUGCCCUACAGAGAACAUGGCUCGAGAGCACUUCAAAAAGCAUGGGGCUGAACACUACUGGGACCUUGCGCUGAGUGAAUCUGUGUUGGAGUCCACCGACUGA